UCCUCCCUUCUCUCUCUCUCUCUCUCUCUCUCUCUCUCUCUAUUGAGAUUGCAUGUCGGUUUUACCUACAAGCUCCACAUGCUUGGAGCUAGCCAUGUCAAUACCAGGUUUUGUUUCAUCACAGUCUCUUCCUUCUUCUGGAGAUCAUACUGGUAACGGUAAUAGUAUGAGGAUGAUGAUGAAAGAUUUGGAUAUAAAUCAAGUGCCCAGAGACUCAGGAGGAGGAGGAGGAGGUGGGGAAGAAGAGUGGACAACAACUGUUGCAAGCAUGGAAGAUGAAGAAGAAGAGACCAACAAUGAUGGAGCCAGUGGACCUCCCAGGAAGAAACUCCGUCUCACAACGGAACAGUCUCGUAUCCUUGAAGAAACCUUCAGAUUUAAUCACUCCUUGAACCCUAAACAAAAGGAGGAUUUGGCAAUGCAGUUAAAGCUGAAGGCACGGCAAGUUGAGGUGUGGUUUCAAAACCGCAGAGCAAGGAGCAAGCUGAAACAGACAGAGAUAGAGUGUGAGUACUUGAAGAGAUGGUUUGGGUCAUUGAGGGAACAAAACCGUAGGCUACAAAAGGAAGUGGAGGAGCUGAGGGCCAUCAAGGUAGGUCGUUGUGAUGAGCCACUACACUCGGCAUCCACCCUCACCAUGUGUCCCAGUUGCGAACAAGUCGCGGCCGCCACCAGCACCACCAUGCAUGACAUUGACAAGGGACCCAUCAGAACCACCGCCUCCGCGACCAACCAAACAAGCCUGUCUUCUAAAGUGCAUACCAUUCAUAAUCAUUCCCGACAUCCUUCCGCAGCUUUCCCCCAUAAAAUACAUUGACCCUCGUGAAAGAAAAAGAACAUAACAAUAUAUUAGCGGUGCGAGUAAAUGUGAUGUGGUUUGUAUUUCUAUAUUUAAAUUUUUUUUGAACGAUUUAAUGAGAAUUGUAUUUGAAACUGGUUUGGCAGUCGUUGGAGGUAGAGUUUUUCGAGUUGUUAUUAAUUUUACAAAUAUUUUUGAAUAAAUACAACAAUGU
Molecule: messenger RNA, 1013 nt
Organism: Camellia sinensis
Lineage: Eukaryota; Viridiplantae; Streptophyta; Magnoliopsida; Ericales; Theaceae
Product: homeobox-leucine zipper protein ATHB-X
Biological process (GO): regulation of DNA-templated transcription
Molecular function (GO): DNA-binding transcription factor activity, RNA polymerase II-specific; sequence-specific DNA binding
Source: RefSeq, a predicted model, not a curated record